AUAAAUAGUUCCAUCUCUUCUGCUUUCAGAGAGCAGGCAGAAAGCAUCAAAGCUUCUUGUUCUGAGCCUUUUGGCAGUUUGACCUACGAAACAACGAUGUGGAAGGUUAUUGUUCCUUUUUUUGCUGCUCUUUUAGCCUUUGGCUUUUGUCAGAUGAUGGCUGGAGGCUUACACAAGAUAGAAGAUGCAGAUAACGAUGAGGGCUUCCAGAGAGCUCUGCAGUUUGCUGUUGUCCAACACAACAACGGGACCAAUGACACGGUCCUCUACCAGGUCCUCAAGGUGGUCUCGGCUGAGCGUCAGGUGGUAGCUGGGACCAAUUAUGUAAUCACUGUGAUUUUGGGAAGAACCAACUGUGAGAAGGAGGCACCAGUAGAUGGCUGUGCUAUCCACAAGCAGCCAGGAUUCGCUCGGCCUUACCAGUGCAAAUUCAAUGUGUGGAGUCGCCCAUGGCUCAAUGAUACCCGGCUGACCAAAGAGGAAUGUGGCAAUAUUGAACCUGAGUCACAAUGAAAAACAUUUUUCUUUUGAAGCUCUACAAAGUGAUACUAUCUUGACACCCUC
This is a messenger RNA of Poecilia latipinna (sailfin molly), 564 nucleotides long. RefSeq names its product cystatin-like. Gene Ontology annotation, molecular function: cysteine-type endopeptidase inhibitor activity. NCBI's taxonomy places the organism in Eukaryota, Metazoa, Chordata, Actinopteri, Cyprinodontiformes, Poeciliidae. Bases 97 to 513 code for a protein of 138 amino acids. Gene Ontology annotation, cellular component: cytoplasm; vesicle. The transcript is spliced from 3 exons. The record is from RefSeq and is a predicted model, not a curated record.